AUGGCCAUAGAAUGGAGUGCUGCUUACUGNGUAGGUAAAUAUAAUUUUUAGAUAUUUUUACAAAAGUACCUUAGUUAAUUUGGACCCAGUUAUUUUUGUGAUUGUAAUACCGACAGUGAGUUAACUUAGGGUUCAGCUGAUAACUGAGGUUUAGUUAAAUUAGUAAACCGAUAAUUAUAAUACGGACUCUAACUAGAACUAAAACUAGUAAUUAGUAAAAUAAUAAAAUAAUAAAUUUUUAAACAAGUGAAAUUCGAAAAUUAUAAUUUAGUAUAGUUAUUUCGUUUUGUUUAGAAUCAAAGAUAAAGAUUAUUUUCUUAAACGUGUUCGAUAAAAGUAACUAUAAUUUUCGUUUUUCAGGAGUUGUUGAUGUGAGUGAAGCGUCGGCUCAAUUCACAACCGACACUAUUGGCCGUUGUGCUUUUGGAAUGGACUGCAAUACAUUAUCGAAUCCAGAUUCAGAAUUUCGACGCGCCGGACGAGAUAUUUUUAUACCAACACGUAGAUCAGCAAUAUUAAAUUUCAUCAGACUAGUUGAUUUCGGUUGGCUUCUCGAUGUAUUUAGGGUGCGUGGAAUGCCCGAUCAUAUUUAUCAAUUCUUCGAUAAUGUACUUGAAACUACUAUGGAACAACAUAAAACUGGACAACAUAAUCGUAACGAUUUUAUUUCACUUUUGGUGAAAUUAAAAAACGAAGACCAUGUAAACAAGGACGGAACAAGUAAAUAUCUCAUAGAUCGGAAUUUUAAAAUUUGUACACAAUUCAGAUAAAUUUUAAUCAAUGACAAUUAGAUAAAAAUGUAGAUAUAAUUAUUGUUCUCGAACCUAAAAUUGUGUAUUAAUUAAUUAAACGAACAUAGUUUUAGUUUAGCAUUAUAGAUAUUCGUUUGAUUUUAUUUUUUUUUUUCAAAAUAUGUGUGUAAUUUGCGUGUAUCUUAAAAAUGUAAAAAAGCCGGACAAACUUCAUUUAGAGGAAAACUUCAAAAAUGUUCGUUUUGAAUUGAUACACAUCUAUGAAAUACUAGGCAAUUUUGGACUACUCCGUCACCGCCUCCUUUACAAGCAUCAUUUUAUUAGAAUUGAGUAAUAAAAAAAGAUUAAUAAUGUUUAUUUAAUCUAUAAGUAUAAUCAGAAGUCCCUACUAUGCUUAUUUUAAAAGAUUUUUUUCAUAAAGUAAGCUUAAUAAAUGUCGAACAUUCGAAUCAUUGAGCGGAGCCGAUAUCGUAAUCAGCUGUCCCCAGAUUUCACAUCCCUGUAUCUUCUUUAAUAAUGAUUUUUAAAAAACUUCUGAUUGUACCAAUGGUUAAAGCAAUAAAAAUUACAAAUUUCGGAGAAAAAAAAUAUUUGGAAAUAUUAAAUUUUAACUAAGAAAUAUGCGUAACGGAAAUCGAAUUUUUUUAAAGUUUUCUUCCGGUAAUUUCAACCAAAGUUCGUCCAUUUUUUUUAAACUUUUUAAUAUACACAUAAAACACACUUUUUGAAGAAAAAAAUUUACACAAAACUAGAAUAUCGUUUCGUUGAAUCUAUUGAAUUAUAUCCCAUAUGUAUCAUAUGAUAGAUAUGAUAUGUAUAGUAAUUGAAUAGUAAAAUUAAGUUUUUGAUACCAAGAGAGAAGGGAUUAAUGUAAUCGUUGCCUUUUUUUUAUUUUUUUAUACAUUUCUUAUAUUUUUUUUUGGAUUCUGAGUGUAGCGAAAUAUGUAUUGGUUUUACUAGGAUGUUUGAUUUUUCUUUUAUUUUUAUACUUUUAUCAUGUGUACAAAAAUUCGACCAGAAAUCUCGCCGAGAUUUAUACAGGUGGCAUCAGUUCUGAAAGGUAAUGUUGUUCAGAUAUUGCUUUUGGAAGAUCAUAUUUUUAUUUCCAAGUGGUUUUCAUAAUACCUGGGAAAAACCAGGGUAAAACGUGAGAAAAACGAAAAAUUUACGAAAUUAAAACUAUUAUUUUUCAAUGUUGUUAUUUGUUCUAAUUAAAUUAAAAAUAUUCGUAAAUAAUCGAAAUUCAAUAAUAGAAAACUUAUAUAUGCUUUUUUUAGACAUGGUAAAAAUUUCAAAAAUUUAAGCCAUUUUUUAGCUAUUUAUAGACCUUUUAAUUUUGCUAGUUUUGUACUUAUUUAUUUUUUUGGAGAUAUUCUAUAGAAAAAUUGUANAUCUGUUUCAUUAUGAAGUGAUUUCUCUUAAUUACAUAAUUCUUCAUAAGAAAAAAUUUAAUUCUAAUACAAACCUAAAUUAAAAAUUGUUGCUUGACUUAAACGUUUUACGAUAAAUUAUUUUCAACACAGAUAUCCAAAGUCAUUUUAGAAAAAUCUGAAAAAUUGAGAUAAUAGAGAUAACAUUUACAAUGUGUUGAGCCUAAAUAUAUAGGGCCGUCUUUAACCUUUUUGAGGCUCGGGGCAGUGAUAUAUUGAGGUCCCUACGACUUGGAAAGAGUAUUAUUUUAUUAAACCAAGUAAAUAGGGUGGUGGUAGAUAAGAAAACUAUUUUGUACUUUUGAAAAAAGUAUAAAUAAAUAAUCGCUUUCCAGCGAAAAAAAUUCGAUAAUUAUUAUAAUGAUAGGUACCUAUUAAAUAAUAUGUUCAUAACAAACGUAUAAAUGUAUAAUAACGUAUAGUAUUAACAUUUUUUCUACAAUCUAUGCUGCAUGCACAAUCCAUCCAGUUAUAGAACCCUCUAAUUAUAAUAAUUUCGAUUGAAAACAACGAAUUUGGGGAAAAUCUGAUUUCGAUAUUUUGUACCUAAUUAUGUGCCCUAGAAUUCUUAAAUAACUAAAAUAGAAAGCGACCUCGAAAUUGUUUUCAGGGAAUACCUAUGUAUACAAUUUCUUAAAUUAUGUUCUAUUGAUUGAUGUUUUUAAUACCUCUAAAGAUACCUAAAAUCUUAACUGGUGACCUAUUUGAUUUAGGUGCAGUCAUAAAAAAGUAGUUAAAUAUUAUUUUUAAAUAUUUAACAAUAAAUUUUGUUUUUCAGGAGUUGUUGAUGUGAGUGAAGCGUCGGCUCAAUUCACAACCGACACUAUUGGCCGUUGUGCUUUUGGAAUGGACUGCAAUACAUUAUCGAAUCCAGAUUCAGAAUUUCGACGCGCCGGACGAGAUAUUUUUAUACCAACACGUAGAUCAGCAAUAUUAAAUUUCAUCAGACUAGUUGAUUUCGGUUGGCUUCUCGAUGUAUUUAGGGUGCGUGGAAUGCCCGAUCAUAUUUAUCAAUUCUUCGAUAAUGUACUUGAAACUACUAUGGAACAACAUAAAACUGGACAACAUAGUCGUAACGAUUUUAUUUCACUUUUGGUGAAAUUAAAAAACGAAGACCAUGUAAACAACGACGGAACAAGUAAAUAUCUCAUAGAUAGGAAUUUUAAAAUUUGUACACAAUUCAGUUUACGGUAAGUAUUUUGGAACAGUGAACUGAUAUUUUAUUCGCCGGUUGUCAGCAUAGCUUAUGGUUGUGUACAGCAUUCGAUUACAAUUAAUUUUAAUUAAGAUAUAUGCGUAACGGAAAUCGAAUAUUUAAAAGUUUUCUUCCGGGAACUUCAACCAAAGUUCGUCCAUUAUUUUUAAAAAAUUUUUAAUAUACAAGUAUUUUAAUGUGUACAUUAAAACUGAAAUAGUGAAAUUAAAUCUUUGAAACUAAGAACGAAGUGCUCAGUUCAAUCGUUGAUUUUUAUAAAUUUCUCAUGUAAUUUUUAGAUUCUGAAUGUAGCCAAGUAUGUAUUGGUCUUACUAGGAUGUUUGAAUUUUUUUUUUAUAUUUUUAUCAUGUGUACAACAAUUCUAUAGAAAUAUCGUUAAGGUAUCCUCGUGAAGCAUUUGGAAAAUCAUUUUCUGACAUCACAUUUUAAAAAUUAGGGCAACAUUUUUGGUAGAAGAAUUGUUUACAGAGAGAUACAAAUGAUACCAAAUGCACACAUCAUAAUAUAGUAAAACUAAUAUAUUUUUCGCUAUAUUUAGAAUUUUGAAAUGUUCAUUGCAAAAAAAAAGUCUUGUACAAGAAACGACAAAGGAAACGACGAUUACAUAAUUUUUUAAAUACGACAUAACCUUUAUAAUUGUUUUAAAGACCGUAUUGAGUAAUUUACCUACUACAAAGAAUUAAUAUUGCACUGUUGACUAUACGUGUUAUGACGUUUAUAGUAUUCAUUUUACUACUUAUACUACAUUGUGUAUUAUUCGGACAUUGUUCGACAGUUGCGUAAUAAUACCGUUAUGAUUAUUUUUUCAUGAUGACAUCGAUAUUAUAAUACAGUGCUCUAAUCUUCAACACUGUGUAUUGCUCCAUUUCCAUCAAUCGAAUGGUACAAAUAUUGAUAUACCUAUACCUGUAUAGAUUAUCACAAUGGAUCUUUUGGAAGAUCAUAUUGUUAUUUUCCAAGUGGUUUUCAUUAUACCUGGGAAAAACCAGGACAAAACGUGAGAAAAACGAAAAAUUUACGAAAAUAAAACUAUUAUUUUUUAAUGUUUUUAUUUGUUCUAAUGAAAUUAAAAAUAUUCGUAAAUAAUCGAAAUUCAAUAAUAGAAAACUUAUAUUUGCUUUUUUUAGACAUGGUAAAAAUUUCAAAAAAUUUAAGCCAUUUUUUAGCUAUUUAUUUUUUAGACAUUUUAAUUUUGCUAGUUUUGUACUUAUUUAUUUUUUUGGAGAUAUUCUAUAGAAAAAUUGUGAAAAUUGAACUGAAAUGCUAAAGAAUUUAACGGAAUGUUCUUUAAUCAUCUUACUUUGUAGUCAAAACAAAAGUUGAGUUAAACGUAGCAUUUNAUUUUCCAAGUGGUUUUCAUAAUACCUGGGAAAAACCAGGGUGAAACGUAAAAAAGUGUACCAAAUCUAAUUUUUCAAUUUUUUAUUUUUAAAUAUGUGUAUAUUGCCGAUUUAGAAACAACGGUGAAGUUAGAAUUAACAUGACUCACUAAAUUUUGAAAGUAAUGCUUUUUGAAGUUAUGUAUGUUAUGUUAAACAACUCUGUAUUGUCUCUCUUAAAGUAUAUUUGUUGUGAUCUAAUGGUUUUUUAUGUCUAUUACCAGUCUAGAAAGUUUCGAGUUCAAACCAGUGUGCCGUAAAAUAUAGUUUUCAUUUUUUCCCUUUUUCCUAAACAAGUAAAAAACACAUUCAUAUUGAGUGAAUAACCGAAAAAAAAACUGACUAAAAACUGGAAAAUGUACAAAAUGGAGAUAUAAGUUGAAAAUUUGUCGGUCUUCUUUUUUCCAGGGGACAUCUUUUCUACCAGUAAAUUUGCUCUGAUUUACAAUAAUAGCACUUUUUGUGAAAUUAAAUCUGACUGGCAAAGUACUUUAAGGAGGUCACCUUUCGAUUUUCCGAAUAGAAUUCCCAGUAAAUGUUAAAAACCGAAAGAAAAUAUGGGAAAAAUGGGAAAAUCGGUAAUAUUUUAAACAAAUAUUAUUAAACAAAACAUAUAAUGCCUAUAACAGUGGCUGCACCCGUCUCCAAUAUUCUAGGACGUUAUUGUUUUUUAUAACUUUUAACAAUUGUCUCUAAUUUUGCAGAAUUAUUUACCGACAUGAUAUUAGCUGCAAAUUCGUUUGUAUUCUUUGUUGCUGNACGAUAUACACAGUUAUUGUUGACAAAACAUCACUAUCAACUGAACUGUGCUCAGAAUCAAUUUUUCGUUAUCAAUUGUUUAUCGCUGCUUACAGAUAAACAUUAAAUUACCAAUAACAGUGGCUGCACCCGUCUCCAAUAUUCUAGGACGUUAUUUUUUUUUUAUAACUUUUAACAAUUGUCUCUAAUUUUUCAGAAUUAUUUACUGACGAGAUAUUAGCUGCAAAUUCGUUUGUAUUCUUUGUUGCUGGUUUCGAAACUACAGCUUCAACUAUAAGUUAUUGUCUUUAUCAGUUAGCCAUUAAUCCAGAAAUUCAAGUAUAAUUACGAGAAAUAAUCGAACCAAAUCAUGUUGAAAACGAAGGAAAACUCUCUUACGAAAUGUUAAAAGAAACAAAAUACUUGGAUAUGGUGAUAAAUGGUCAGUGCAACUUUAUUAAAUAUNCAUACGUAAUACAAUUUUGUUUAAAAUAUUAUAUUUUUAUUUGUUAUAAACUAACAUAGAAACGUUUAGAAUGCAUCCACCGGUUGCUCUUAUAAAACGGGUUUGUACUAAAAAGUACUCAAUACCGGAUAGUGACAUCACUUUGAACAUCGGCGAGAAGUUGUUGAUACCCACAUAUUAAUUACACUACGAUCCAAAGUAUUAUCUGAAUCCAGAAAUGUUUGAUCCUGAACGAUUUACUGACGAGAACAAAGCUUCAAGGCCACACGGCACAUUUCUUCCGUUCG
Molecule: messenger RNA, 6268 nt
Organism: Cinara cedri
Lineage: Eukaryota; Metazoa; Arthropoda; Insecta; Hemiptera; Aphididae
Source: the annotation of a GenBank genome assembly